AUGUCUUCUAAAAGCGAGUUCUCGCAAAUGCUCCAGCAUAUCACCAACACCAAGCUAGACGAGUUGUCCAACAAGCGACAGAUCUUUCUCCAACGUAAGGAGGUGGCCCUGCAGAAAGCAGGGUCUCUCGAGUCAACAGUCGACCAGCUAUGUGCUCUCUCCGAUGGAUUAAAGGCAUGCUUCGGUAUUCCUGUCGUCAACGGACGCAUGGUUCGCGGCCAGACCAGCAGUAAACGGCUGGAAAUCACCCUAGCCAACCUAGACCGAUUCCUCGAACAGGCUCGCUACGACCCCUGUAUCUCGUGGACAAUGCUGGAACGCUGGCGAAAUACCCUACUCGGGUAUCUGAACACACAGACGCUGAAAUACGAGUAUGCUACGCUGUUUGCCAAGUUGACUAUGGAAUGGCUGUCUACCAAGAAGAAGCUCUCCGAUGAGGAAGACGUCUCCAUGACGGAAGACUUUGAGGAUGUAUUGGGUGCAAGCAAGCUCGAGUCCAGAAGGAAAUGGGAAGAAGCUGUUUUCACACCUGCCGAGGUCGACGGAAACGCCAUCCGGAGUGUGCUGGAAGAGCUUUUCCAGGGCACACCGGAGAAUACCAAACGGCUCGGUGAAGCCUUGAACGAGCUGCGGAGAGUUGUGUCCGCCUUUGAAUCCACGCUUGCACAUCCCCAGCAGUUCAAUGUUACCACGCUGGGCUGGGUGAUUAGCGGCCUGGUGGCGUCGGAUCUUCUGACGGAAGAAAAGCGCGCAGUGCUCCGAGAUUUCCAGAACAACAAUAUCAUCCUCAUCGAGCUUGCCGACGUGCUGAACAUGCGGAUGAUGGCACUGCACACUUGGGGCUGGGGUGCCGAGGUGCCUGUUGAGCAACGACGACAGCUCAACGGCACAUACAAUAUUUACAUGCACGAGGACCUCAUCCAGGCCAUUUUCCUGCAGUACAUUGGCGUCAAAUGGUCUGUCUUCUUCAAGGACGCCUUUGUUAAGUUCCGCCGAACCAAAGACGUCUGGAAGUCGCCCAGGGCGGCGGUCUCCCUUGUGGACAAAAAGCGCCGGGAGUUCUUCCUGGGCAACCAUCGGGCGACACACAGCGUCCUGAGCAUGAAACAGGGCAUCUACCGAGCAGGGUUUUUUGCUGUGGUCUACAACGAUAAUGGGAGCGAAGAUGAUGACAACUAUGAUGACAACGACGACGACGGUAUAAUUCAUUCCAUGACCCCAAAGAACCCAAUGGAGGCAAAGCAGUAUCUCUUGCAUCUCCUAUCUACGGACAUCCUGAUCAAAACCCGUUUACAGGGGGGGUUGACAUGCUUCCGUUCCCAGUACGACUCGUGGAAUCCGAGAUUACCCCAUACAACCAUUCUCACUGUCCUGCGCUUCCUCGGCGUCUCGGAGAAGUGGAUCGGUUUCUUUGAGCGUUUCCUCAAGGCGCCUUUGAAAUUUCUUGACGACGAUAACGCCGAGCCCCGCCUGCGCCAGCGUGGGACCCCCGGAGCUCAUGUGCUCAGUGAUGUCUUUGGCGAGACGACUCUCUUCUGCCUUGACUUUCUGAUCAAUCAAAAGACGAACGGCGAGUUUCUCUGGCGUGUCCACGAUGAUCUUUGGUUCUGGUCGUCGAACCACCAGACCUGUGUGACGGCCUGGAAGGCGAUCCAGGAGUUCAACAAGAUCUUGGGUCUUUCCCUUAACGCGGGGAAGACAGGGAGCGCGACGAUCUCCCUCCCAAAGACCAAGGACGCACCUAAAGCAGACCCGGAACUACCUACCGGCCAGAUCCGAUGGGGCAUGUUGUAUCUCAACCCGGAAUCGGGCCGCUUCGAAAUUGAUCAAAACAUGGUGGACAGCCACGUGGAAGAACUGCAACGGCAGCUGGAAGAUCAAGAGAAAAGUGUCUUUGGUUGGAUCCAGGCAUGGAACUCGUACGCGACAACCUUCUUCACGUCCAACUUUGGCAAGCCCGCCAAUUGCUUUGGUCGCCGCCAUUUGGACAUGAUGCUAGAGAUGCAUGAGCGCAUCCAACGCAGGAUCUUCUCUCUGGGUCCAGAUGGGGGCAAGUCCGACAGCAGCGUGCUCGAGUUUCUGCGCGACACGAUCCGCUCCCGCUUCAACAUCACCUCCACCCCAGACGGCUAUUUCUUCUUACCGAUUGAGCUUGGAGGAUUGGAGCUUUCCAGCCCUUUUAUCCAUCUGGUGGGCUUGCGUAACUCGGUGCUAGAACUGCCUGCAAGCCAGCUGGACAAAUUCCUCGCUGCCGAACGUGAUGCCUACCUAGCAGCAAAACAUCGCUUCGAGCAGCGCUCUCAACAACAGCAACAGGCCAGCAUGUACAACAACAACAACAACACGGGCGGAGCCCUCCCGGAUACGCAGGCUUUCCUGUCGUUUGAGGAAUAUGUGCGGUUCCGUGAAGAAGUGGAUUAUGGGUUCAGCGGCCAGCUGGCUGACGUGUUCGAGACCCUUCUGCAGCGGCCGGAACAGCAGCCUCUGAUCAGCGACGAGGAUGGCGAGGUCUGCGGCGAGCUCGCCCGACUUGCCGGGCAACCGAAUCUGCGCGGGAUUCAGUCGAGCUGGCACCAGAUGGACCCGUACUGGAAAUGGGUUGCCCAGCUGUACGGACCGGAGGUGAUCGAGACGUUUGGCGGACUGAACAUUGUCGAUCCGGGGCUCCUCCCUAUUGGCAUGGUGAGCUUGUUUCGCAGCGGGGGGGUGAAGUGGCAGGAAGAUUGA
Penicilliopsis zonata CBS 506.65 is the source of this 2727-nucleotide messenger RNA. RefSeq lists its product as hypothetical. Lineage: Eukaryota; Fungi; Ascomycota; Eurotiomycetes; Eurotiales; Aspergillaceae. The record is from RefSeq and is a predicted model, not a curated record. The coding region runs from base 1 to 2727 and encodes 908 amino acids. The transcript is spliced from 3 exons.